AUGAAAGUCCAGGCAAGGCCAAAAUCAUUAAGCUGUGAUGACUGUGGUAAAAGAUUUACUUGCAAAUCAAAAUUAAGCACACACAUGAGAGUCCACACCGGAGACAAACCGUUUCCUUGUGAUUUUUGUGGACAAAAAUUUAGUCGGAAGGACAGUUUAGAUUCACAUAUGAGAGUCCAUACAGGAGACAAACCAUUUCCGUGUGAUUUUUGUGGACAAAAAUUUAGUCGGAAGGACAGUUUAAACUCACAUAAGAGGGUCCACACAGGAGACAAACCGUUUCCUUGUGAUUUUUGUGGACAAAGAUUUAAUCAUAAGACAAAUUUAAAUUCACACAUUAGAGUCCACACAGGAGAUAAACCAUUUCCUUGUGAACUUUGUGGACAAAGAUUUAGUCAUAAGUCAAGUUUAAACUCACACAUGAGAAUCCACACAGGAGAUAAACCGUUUCCUUGUGAUCUUUGUGGACAAAGAUUUAGUCGGAAGACACAUUUAAACACACACGUGAGAGUCCACACAGGAGACAAACCAUUUCCUUGUGAUGUUUGUGGACAAAGAUUCAGUCAGAAGUCAAGUGUAAAUAUACACAUGAGAGUUCACACAGGCGACAAACCAUUUCCUUGUAAUCUUUGUGGACAUAUAUUUAAUCAGAAGACACAUUUAAACAGACACAUGAGAGUCCACACAGGAGACAAACCAUUUCCUUGUGAUUUUUGUGGACAAAGAUUUAGUCAGAAGUCGUGUUUAAACUCACACAUGGGAAUCCACACAGGAGACAAACCGUUUCCUUGUGAACUUUGUGGACAAAAAUUUAGUCAGAAGUCAAGUUUAAACUCACACAUGAGAGUUCACACUGGAGACAAACCGUUUCCUUGUGAAAUUUGUGGACAAAGAUUUAGUCAUAAGACAAGCUUAAACUCACACAUGAGGGUACAUACUGGAGACAAACCAUUUCCUUGUGAACUUUGUGGACAAAGAUUUAGUCAUAAGACAAAUUUAAACUCUCACAUGAGAGUUCAUACAGGAGAGAAACCAUUUCCUUGUGAACUUUGUGGACAAAGAUUUAGUCAUAGGACGACUUUAAAUGGACAUAUAAGAGUCCACACUGGAGACAAACCAUUUCCUUGUGAUCUUUGUGGACAAAGAUUUAGUCAUAAGACAAUUUUAAACUCACACAUGAGGGUCCACACAGGAGACAAACCGUUUCCGUGUGAUCUUUGUGGACAAAGGUUUAGUCAGAAGUCAGCUUUACACUUGCACAUAAGAGUCCACACAGGCGACAAACCUUUUCCUUGUGAACUUUGUGGACAAAGAUUUAGUCGGAAGGACACUUUAAACUCACACAUGAGAGUUCAUACAGGAGACAAACCAUUUCCUUGUGAUCUUUGUGGACAAAGAUUUAGUCGGAAGGCACAUUUGAACACACACAUGAGAGUCCACGCAGGACUUAAAACUGUUCCACUGCCUAGCCAAUAAAAAAUUUUCCACCAAAAAAAAGGCACACUAAUAUUUCGUUG
Molecule: messenger RNA, 1517 nt
Organism: Nematolebias whitei (Rio pearlfish)
Lineage: Eukaryota; Metazoa; Chordata; Actinopteri; Cyprinodontiformes; Rivulidae
Product: gastrula zinc finger protein XlCGF57.1-like
Exons: 1
Coding region: 1-1476 (491 amino acids)
Source: RefSeq, a predicted model, not a curated record